Hevea brasiliensis (rubber tree) is the source of this 780-nucleotide messenger RNA. RefSeq lists its product as uncharacterized. The transcript has 2 exons. The record is from RefSeq and is a predicted model, not a curated record. Bases 1 to 780 code for a protein of 259 amino acids. NCBI's taxonomy places the organism in Eukaryota, Viridiplantae, Streptophyta, Magnoliopsida, Malpighiales, Euphorbiaceae.
AUGUCUCAAGAAUUGAUCGCAGCCUCCUCUUCUUCUUCUUUGACGCAAACUCAUGCCUCUCAGUUUCUCACCAUUAAACUCACAUCCUUAAACCACCUUUUAUGGCAAGCUCAACUUUUGCCCCUUCUUCGUAGUCAUAACCUCACAGAUCAUGUCUCCUCUUCUGCAACUACACCUUCUCCUACAAGUAAUGAUGGCUCACCGAAUCCUCAGUAUAUAAACUGGUUCAGACGUGAUCAGUUGGUCUUAAGUUGGCUUUUUUGCUCAAUUUCUGAAGCUUUACUGCCGCAAAUAAUAGGCCUAAAGAUAGCUCUAGAAGCUUGGACAAAACUUGAAACUAUCUUUGCCUCUGGCACGCGCACUCAAAUUCAACAGCUUAGAAAACAACUCAAACGAUUAUCUAAGGGCUCAAACUCCAUUGAUACAUAUAUGAGGCAUGCCAAAUCGAUCUCGGAUCAACUUGCUGCAUUACAGUCAGCAGUUCAUGAAGAUGCUUUAAUUAAUGACAUUUUGGACGGUCUAGGCUUGGAAUAUCGUCCUUUUAUCCGAGCGCUAGAAGCUAGGAAUGCUCUAGUUCAUUAUGAUGACUUGUAUGCUCUUCUUCUCAGUGAGGAAACUCAGUUGAAUGUGGAUAAACUUUCUCUUGAAGCCACCAUACCACCUACGGCACAAGUAGCUAAUAAAACUACCUUCAAUGGUUAUCAUGGUGGCCAGAGUUCUCGUGGAGGACAUAGAGGUCGUAGAGAGAAAUCUUUUGUCUGUCUAUUUGUUGACAGCUAA